Strongyloides ratti is the source of this 6588-nucleotide messenger RNA. RefSeq lists its product as hypothetical. The transcript is spliced from 11 exons. The record is from RefSeq and is a predicted model, not a curated record. Gene Ontology annotation, cellular component: plasma membrane; apical junction complex. The coding region runs from base 1 to 6588 and encodes 2195 amino acids. Lineage: Eukaryota; Metazoa; Nematoda; Chromadorea; Rhabditida; Strongyloididae. Gene Ontology annotation, biological process: cell-cell junction organization.
AUGAAUGAUGAAGAUUGCUUAGAAUCUGGACAAAUAAGUCCCCAGAAUAUGACCACAAGAAAUAUGAUAAGAAGAAAUGUCCAAAAAUUUUACACUUCAGUUAGGUAUAAGUUAGAAGGAACAACAUUUGGAAAUGGUAUAAAAAUAUUUUAUACAGCUAUCAUGACUAUCUUAUUUUCCUGGGCUAUUUUAGUGAUAUCUCCUAAACGUAAGGCCAAGGCAAUUACUAAAGUACCUGAUAAAGAAGUAUUGUCUAGAAGUGAUACUUCAUCAUUCAAUAAUUUAAAAUUAUCAUCAUCAACUAAUAAAGAACAUUCAUGUUAUUUUUUUAAUGAUAAUAAAAAUAUUUCUGAAAAAAAGUCUGAUCUUAAUUCUAAUAUUUUAUCUAAAAAUUUGAUUUUAACAAAUGAAAAAGAAAGUAUGAAUAAGGAAGAAGAAAAAAAAUAUAUAGAUGAUGAUAAUAUUAAUUCUAUAUCUCCAUCAUCAUCAUCAUCAUCAUCAUCAGAAAAAAUAUUAAAACCAAAUUUAUUAUCACAAUAUUUGACAACAGAUGAAAUUAUUAAUAAUACUAAAAAUGAUGAAGAAGAAUCGACAACUGUAUCAACAAAUCUUGGAAUGUAUGAAAGAGUUAAAUCUGGAGUUGGAUUAGCACUUUUUAAAAGAAAUAAUAAUACUAAUGAUAAUAUUUCUACACCAUUAUCUAAAAAUUCUUUUGAUGAUUCAUCAGGAACAUAUUAUUUUUAUCAAGAUCAUACUACUUCUAUUCAAGAUUACUUACCUAACAAUUCAUAUAUAACUUCUUCCUUAUAUUUGGAUUCAAUUACUGAGGAAGAUAGUGACGAUCUUCGAAGUCUUUCAUCUGCUUCAUCAUUAUUAUCACCACAAAAAGUUAUUAAUAACUAUUCAUCAGUUAUUGCUAAAUUAUCAAGUGUUGAGGAUAUUCAUGAAGAAGAUUCUCAAGAUAAAGAAGAAAAAAUUGAAAAUAUUACUCCUACAUUAGAGGAAGAUAAAAAUAUUAUUGUUGUAUCACAUAUCAUAUUAUCUGAAGAUCCUCUUUUAACAACUAUAAAAGAUACCAAAAUUUAUUCACCCUCAAAAAUAGAAACAUUAUCAUCAUCCUCUUCAGAGUCAUCAGAGACAACCUGUGGUCAAAUUACAAUAACUUCCCCAACAAAAGAAGAUAUAGAAGAAGGUGAAAUAUUAAGAUUAUCCCCAACAAUAGAUAUAUUAGGGGAGAUUGCAGAACCAGCUGGAGUGAUUAUUGAUAUUAUUUCAAAUAAAGAAUCACAUUCUCCAAUUGAUGAUUUAUUAUCAGAGGCAACUGAAUCAGUGGCAGAUUCUGUUGCAACAAUUUUAAAUAAUAGUAAUAAUAAUAAUAAUAAUAAUAAUAUUUCCGGAAAUUCUGAAGAGAUAUUAGAUAUUUUUAUUGACGAAGAAUUACCAUUAGAUCCAUUUACAGAUAAAAUCAUACAAGGUAAAACAAAAAGUAGUAAAAAUAUUAAAAAGGAUAUUGAUAAAAAGACACCAGAAGUAGUAGAAAAAGAAACAUUAGAUAAAACAAAUAUGGAAGCUCAUCAAGAUCGUGAUACAUCAGAAAUGAUUGUUUCAGAUUUAUUUACCAGAGGAUAUCCUAUAGAGGAAACAAGUUUCUCAGAAAUUGAUAGAUUAUCACCAGAAUCUGCUUCUAUAAUACUUGACAGAAGUAGAGAUUCAUUAUUAGAUCAAUCUAUUUGUUCAAAUCCAAGAGACGAAACACAUAUUAUGGCAGCCUAUGCAUCAAAACAUUUUGAGGAAGAUAGUGAUCAUGAUGAUAAAAAUACCAAAUCUGAUGGUAAUGAAAUAAAACAAACAGUAACAAAAACUUUUAUAACUAAUAUAUCAUCAACAAAUAAAAAUGAAAAUAAAAGAAAUUCUGAUAUAUUAGAUGAAGAUUUACCACCACCACCAGAACAAUUAAAAACUGUAACAUCAUAUAUACCACAACCAUUAAGACCAACAAUUUUACCCCCAGCACCACCAUCACAAAUACCAAAACAAUUUAAAGAAAUUGAUAGUGAUAAAGAGGAACAGUCAUCUUUAACAUCAAUAAAAGGAAAUGAUAAUUCAGGUAGAAAUUCAGCACAAAGAUUACCUCAAUUUCUUUAUGGAUAUGGUACUGUUGGACCAUAUCAUUCAACAGGAAAUUCACCUACAACAACUAUACUUGUAACUACACCAUGGAUCUCUACAACAGCUGCCAAAAAAGAUAUCAAUAGCCCACCAACAAUCUCAACAAUUUCUUCAACAGAAGAAGAUAAUCAAGAAAGUAGAGUACAAUCUUCUGAAACAAUUUCAAGAACUGAUUUACAAAAAUCAAUUGAUACAGAAUAUAAAAAAAAUACAAAACCAGAGGAAUCAUCAUAUCCUAGUUCUUUUAGAAAUUAUACUGACAUUGAGGAGAAAUUAGAUAAAAAAUAUUCACCAACAAAUCCUGAAUCAUCAAAAUCUACAGCUAGUACAAUUCGUAACAUUCCAGUUAAGGUUGCCUCUCAUACUGAGUCAACAAGUGAUAUAUUGUCUACAAAUAUUUCUACAGAUUUUUCCAAUAUCAAAGCAAUGGAAACUCCAUCAUUUGAAAAUCCAGGUGUAACGAGUACCACAACAAAUAUUCCUUUAACAAAGCCAUAUAUAAGUGACUACUAUUCAACCUCCAAAGGAGAAGGUCCAUCAACAGCACCAUACGAAUUUUAUCGUGAUGAAUUAUUAUCAGAAGGUAGAAGAAGUAGAUCAACAGUAAGAGAAGUACCAAUAUUACGUGAACAUCGUUCAUCAUCAUCAUUAUUAGGACCAGCUAGUAAUUAUAUUCCUGCAACAACUAUGACUACUGAAUAUAGAACAACUUCUACAACUCCAUGGACAACUGUUGAUGGUGGAAAUCCUCAUCAGGAGGAAUAUUUUAGAAGAGAAGUUACCACAAGAACUUUAAUAACAAGAUCAAGUGAAACUUUAUCACAAUUACCUUAUUAUAGUAGAGAUGGUUCUGCUGAUAAAUUUCAACAACCAUUACCACUGCCAUCAACCACAUUCUUACCAGAAUCUACUACUAAAGAUGAUUUUGGUGAAGAAUAUAAAUUGAGAAUUGAAAAAAUAACACAAGAAGAGGAGAGAAGAAUUCGAGAAAAUCAAGAUAGAAGAAGACGUGAAGAAGAGGAAAGAAGAUUUAGAGAGGAGGAAGAAAGAAAAUUAUGGGAACGUGAGGAGUAUCGUCGUUUACAACAAAUAAAAGAAGAAAAAGAAAGAAUUGAAAAAGAGUUAGCAUCUGAAGCUGCAAGAAGAGAAAAAGAUGAAAGAAUGAGAAUUGAAAAAGAUCGUAUUCAAAGAGAGGAAAUGGAACGUAAACGUCGAAGUGAAUGGGAAGAAUCUGAACGUGCCAGAAGAGAGGCAGAAGAAAAAGAAUUGGCUAAGAAACGAGAAAUGUUAGAAAUUAAAUUACAAAGAGAAAGAAUUGAAAUUGAAAGAAUUGAAAGAAUUAAACGUGAACAAUUGAUAAAACAAAGAGAAAUGGAAAUGGAAAAAUUGAGAAAAGAAAGAGAAGAAGCUCAGUUACAAAAAGAACUUGAAGAAGCUAGACUUAAAAGAGAGGCAAUUGAGCGUGAGACACGUUUAAUUGAGGAACGCGAAAGAAGAGAAGCUGAAAAUCGUGAACGAGAACGUAUACAAGACGAAAUUCGAAAACGACAAAUUGCUGAGGAGGAAGCAAGAGAAAGAAUACGAUUAGCUGAACUUGAAAGAGAAGUUCAAGAAAAAGAAAGAUUACGUAAACUUAAGGAACAAGAAGAGCAAGAAAGAUUAGCUGCCAUAAAAAGAGAAGAAGAAAUGUUAUUAAUGAGACAUCGUGAUGCUCAGGAACGUGAAAGACUUAGACAGCUUGAAGAGGCUGAAGAGAGACAAAAAAUACUUCAAAUUGAAAAAGCUGCUGCUGAAAGAAGGGCACAAAGAGAAAAAGAUAAAAUGAUUGAAGAAGAAUUACGUAACAAAGCUAGACUUGCUGAUGAAAUAAAAGAAGAAGAAAGAAGACAGGCUGAAAAACAUCAAAGAGAUCGUUUGGAGGAAGAGAGACGUCUUCAAGAGUUAAAAGAACGUGAACGUCAAAAUCAACAAUAUCGUGAACAGGAACGUAGACAGGUUGAAGAAAGAGAAUCAAAAAGAAGGAUGAUAGAUUCAAGAUCCAGGGAAAGACUUGAUGAAUUAUAUAAAAAGAAAGAGGAACUUGACUUUUUUGAACAAGAAAAAAGAAGACUUUUACGUGAACGUGAAGAAGCAGAUAAAAGAAAAAGUGCAUUAACAUCUAAAGAAACACUAGAACGUUUAACAAGAAAACCAUACUUUUCUAGAGAAAAUCUUUCAAAUAUUCCUACUUCAACAACUGGAGAGAUAACUACUAAGAUACAUAGAGAAGUUAUUGAUAAAUAUACAAGAACAUUAGUAACUGAAGAUUUAACAGUUCCUUAUGGUGAGGAUAGUAGUAAAGAUAGAUUAUAUUUUUCAAAAAAAGGUGAUGAAGAAUUUUAUAGAAAUGAUUCAUCAAGAAUGUCUAAAUAUAAAUCUAAUAUAGAUAAAGCAAAAAAGAAUUUUAUGAUAGGUGGUGGGAAGGGUGAUGAUAAUAAAAAUGAUCCUAUAAAUGAAAAAUUUAAAAAAUCUGCUGAAGAAUUGAGUAAUAAAAGAAAAAUUGAAUAUCGUGGACCAUUACUUCAAAAGUUUCAUGAUGAUUCUUUUAGUAGUAAAACAGACAUUGAUUUUCCUGGUACUGCAUACCCAAAGAUGGGUCCUAGUCCAUAUGAAGAGGAGAUAGAAAGAUUACUAGAAAAAGCUAAAAAACAAUAUAGUCACUAUCGUACCAAGUCAAGUCAACCAAAUCUUUAUAGCAAGUCUACUUAUUGGGAUAACAGUUUUGUGGAAACUAAUGUUGACACUGGAAAAGAUGCUCUUGGAGCAUCUAGGAGAACGAUGGAAGAGACAAAUCUUGAUGAAGUACAUCGUUCACGUCAAGCAUAUCAAUAUACAACAGAAUCAACCACUAGAUAUAGUAGAUCAAAUAAUAUUCAGGAUGAUGGAAAUCCUCAUACACGAUCAAAGUCUGCUGAUUACCUUUUAGACAGAAUUAAACGAGAAGAAACAGCUCCACCAGAGAAUGAGUUACAAAAAGCAGUUUAUCCAAUUGAUAGUAGUACUACUCACCUUUCAGAACAUGAAUUAAGAUUUAGAAAAUCUACAGAAAAAUUAUCAACUCCAGAUUGGUAUGAAAAUAGGCAACAAAAUAGACCAACAACUUCAAUUGAUCAAUACAAUGGAGAUAAUAGACCACAAUCAGGACAAAGUUAUAAAGUAACACAAUCUUACGAAAAUCCAUCUACAGGUUUUAGUGAAACUGUUACAAAAACUUACAAUCACACUGUUACAACAUCCUCAUAUCCAAAUUAUGAUACUGAUUAUCAACAAUCAUCAUCAACAAAAAAGACAACACCAAUUGGAGGUAUUCAUAUACCACCUGGAAUGUUUGACAAAUACAAAGAUGAGAUAGCAGAAAUGAGAAGAAGUCGUAGUUCUCUUCAAAUGGCAGGAAGAGCUGAUCAAAUUAAGGCUGAACCAACUGGAUAUACUGUAUCAUCAACAACAAGUAAUUCUAAUGCCCGUGUAAUAGAAGUCGUUGAUACUUUUACACGUUCAAAAUCACCACAAUCUACUGGAAAUAUAAGUCAACCUACCAUUAAAAGUCAUACUUCCACAACAACAGUUGAGGAAGCAAUGGAAAAAAUAUAUGAAAAAACUGUACCAUCAGGAAAGAUUGGUUUUUCUGAUGAAAGAGCUUUCGAUAUUCAAAAUUUUCCUAGAUUUUUUCAUUCAGGGCCAUCUAUCUUUUGUAAUAAUAUAGAUGUAUGGAGGCAAAUUUUGGAAAAUCCACAAUCUGUUGAAGAGUUAGUUGAAGGUGAAAAAAUAUAUGUUAGAUGUAGUAAUUGUCCAAAAGUAAAAGAAAUUCAUGAUGGAAAAAAUCAUUAUGUAUCAUGUAAACAUUGUUAUAAUUAUUAUUGCUCAAGAGAUUGUCGUAGAAUUAAUUAUGAUAAUCAUAGAGAUAGAUGUAGUUAUGCACGAAUAAAUACUUUAUGUAAAGAAAUAAUUAUGAAAGUAAGAAAAGAUCCAGAAGCACAAUGGUAUAUGAGUAAAAUAGCUAGAGAGGGAUAUAAAGAUGAUGGUAGAGGUAGUGUUAAUUUUAGAAUAAAUACAAUAUCAAAAGCAAGACAAUAUUUGAAUGCAGGAUGGGAAGUAUUUAAUGGAAUAAACAUUAAAACACUACUCUUUUUUUAUCCUAUACAUAUAUUAGAACUUCAAAAGAAAGAACAAAGUUUAAUAACAUUAUGUAAAAAAUAUAAUCCACAAGAAAAAUUUAUAUUAAGCGUUAGUAUUAUUGCUGAUGUUGAAACAUGUCCUGAGACUCCUCCAAAUGAAAGAAUGGACUAUACUCCUAUUAUUAAGAAUGGUAAAAGUAACAACUCAAAUAUUUCAAAUGGUUAUAAUGGUAAUGAAAAUAUUGUUCAUCCAACUAAUGUUUAA